Messenger RNA from Penicillium griseofulvum, 1056 nucleotides. RefSeq names its product phosphotransferase family protein. Lineage: Eukaryota; Fungi; Ascomycota; Eurotiomycetes; Eurotiales; Aspergillaceae. Bases 1 to 1056 code for a protein of 351 amino acids. The record is from RefSeq and is a predicted model, not a curated record. The transcript has a single exon.
AUGGGUGGCAUGAACUAUCAUAUUGAGAUCUCAUUCAAUGAUGGAGUCAGCUGGCUAGCGCGCAUUCGAAGAUUCAAUGCCACCUCGCCGCCACUGGAGCUGCGGAAUUAUAUUAUGCACUCUGAGGUUGCGACACUCAAGUUCUUGAGUAAUACCACAGUUCCUGCUCCAAAGGUUUAUGAAUUUAACGUGGAUGAGACGAACCCUGUCGGUGUUGCGUAUAUACUCAUGGAAAAGAUGCCUGGCAAAUCCUUGGACUGGUCUCUUGCUACGGACAAGCAAAAGAGAAAGGUGAUAGACCAACUUGUCGAUAUUUAUAUCGAGCUUCAGACCCAUCCUUUCGAUACAAUGGGCUCUUUGGUUAUGGAUGAAUUUGGUUCUCAACACGCUGGACCAUUUGCUAGCGAAUCCAUGAGCGACUACACAGAUUCUCUGAAAAUACUUGGACCCUUCUCUUCUCUGGAAGGGUAUUACACUGCGCACAUUGAAUUGAUAUUGGACUUGAUUAUCCGACAAGAGUUAUAUGCACUUCGACCAGUGGACGCCUUUUUGAUACACCUCUAUCUUCUGGAAAACCUUUCAGCAAUUCUCAACAACGAUCUAGAUGAUGGAAAGUUCUAUUUGAAGCAUGCGGAUGAGAAGGGAGACCAUAUUCUCGUGGACGAUGAAUUUAACAUCACAGGAAUUGUUGACUGGGAGUGGGCGCACACUGGUCCCAGAUCCAUGGCAUUUAAUUCACCUAUUGCUCUUCUUCCAGUUGCUCUGUUUUACGAUGGGGAUAAUCACUUGAGUGAAGAUGAAAUGAUUUUUAGUCAGUUGCUGGAGGGAAAAGGACAUCCUGAUCUUGGGGGCAUAGUUCAGAAGGGGCGGCUUCUUCAUCGAUUACACUUUUGCUGUGGUUAUGACAGUCGUGACUGGGAUGGAUAUGUCGGGAUAUUUAUGGGACUUGUUAGGGCUCUGCGCAUUGAGGAUUCACACUCGAAUUGGGAGACUUGGAAGGUAGAGGCCAUGGAGCGGUUCGGUGGUGACUAUCGGCUGAAAUCUCUUGUCGGCUAG